AUGAGCUCGUCGAGCAAGCAAAUCGAAGAACCGAUGCAGGAAGACUCUGCCAACGCUCAGUAAGCUCCUAACAAUCAAAAAAAAACGAAAAAUCUAUUAUAGAAAGCAAAAAUCGGCGAAUCCGACCGAAAACCGUCCAUUUGCGCUCAAAAAGUGGAAUGCGUUGGCGAUCUGGGCGUGGGACGUCGAAUGUGACACCUGUGCCAUCUGCAGAGUCCACUUAAUGGGUUUGUUUGCGAUUUUACAGACAUCAAUAUGAUCGAGUUUUGGAGAGACAUUAAAAAAACCACUUAUCGCAGAUUUGAGAUGAGGCUACGCCGAGAGCCAGAACUGUCCCGAAUUAGAACCUACCUGCAGGUAAUUCUUGUUACAAAAAGUCAUGUUCUGACGGGUUCUGGACAGUUCUGGCUUGGCGUAGACUCCCUGAGAUUGUCGGGAGUUAACGUUAAAAAGUUUUUUAGAAACAGAAAUAGUUUGACUGAGGUUAUACUGUUGAAAACGAAAAGGUUCGACAUUCGAAUCAGAGUUGGCAGCGAGCCAAGGACACGCCCCCCAAACAGCGUGCGCAGUUGCAGUGAAAACUGUUUUUGGGGGGGGGGGGGGCGUGUCCUUGGCUCGCGGCCAACUCCGAUUCGAAUGUCGAACCAUUUUUUCAACAGUAAUUAGAUUCAGAAAACUCGGAGAAUCUAUAGAAAAACAAAAUAAGAACCACUGAAAAUUUGGAUAAAAAUAUCAUCAAAAUUCGAUCUAUUAUCCAUAUAUCAAUCAAUAUAUAUCGAUCGUGAAGAUAAACAUGGACUUUUUGAGAAACAGAAAAAUAUAUUCAAUUCAAAAGUUUUCCCAAAAGUGGAACAAAACAUCGACUAAAACGUAUUUCUUUUUUCAGAAGAGUGUCUGCGAUGCCAAUCGGAGCCGUCGGCCGAGUGCUACGUGGUGUGGGGCGACUGCAAUCACUCGUUCCACCACUGCUGCAUGACGCAGUGGGUCCGACAGAACAACCGAUGUCCGCUCUGCCAGAAGGACUGGGUCGUCAGCCGCACCAGCAAGUGA
Caenorhabditis sp. 36 PRJEB53466 is the source of this 1050-nucleotide messenger RNA. Lineage: Eukaryota; Metazoa; Nematoda; Chromadorea; Rhabditida; Rhabditidae. The record is from the annotation of a GenBank genome assembly.